Messenger RNA from Quercus lobata, 582 nucleotides. RefSeq lists its product as uncharacterized. The coding region runs from base 1 to 582 and encodes 193 amino acids. The transcript is spliced from 2 exons. The record is from RefSeq and is a predicted model, not a curated record. Lineage: Eukaryota; Viridiplantae; Streptophyta; Magnoliopsida; Fagales; Fagaceae.
AUGCAUGUUGGCUGGGAAGGUAGUGCUCAUGUUUGGCUGGUGAUGCAGGAGGCCCUUAGCAAUCUGGGAUUUCAAUUUCCUUGGCCGCCCAGAGGCUUAUACUAUCUUGUCAAUUCGAGGUAUGCCAUUGGUUCUGCAUUCCUCCCAUCGAACAAGUCAAUCAGAUAUCAAGCACAAGAAUUCAGAGGUUUUGCCAGACAACCUAGAACUCCACUGGAGCUGUUUAACUACAGGCAUUCCUCGCUCUACAUGGUCAUUGAGCGGUGUUUUAGAGUGCUGAAGGUGAGGUUCCCGAUUCUUAAUGACAUGCACUCCUAUUCACAGUCUAGACAACGACUGAUCGUCACCACUUGCUGUGUGUUGCACAACUUUAUCCGCAUGUAUAGCCACUCCGAUGAAAUGUUUCAUGCAUGGGAAGGACAAGACUUGGAACCUGGCGAUGCAAGUACCUCAGGUGGGGCAAGAGUUAAAGGUGGUGGGAACGAGGAAGCCUUUAGUCCUCAGGUACAACAAGCCAUGUCCCAGUUUCGAGAUGAAAUCACAACAGCUAUGUGGGCAAAGUACAUAGGCAACCAUUCUUGA